Molecule: messenger RNA, 804 nt
Organism: Acanthoscelides obtectus
Lineage: Eukaryota; Metazoa; Arthropoda; Insecta; Coleoptera; Chrysomelidae
Source: the annotation of a GenBank genome assembly
CUUCAGUUGUCCAUGUUUUGUGCUUAAUUACUCAAACGUCAAACAUAUAGUCAUUUGUGAUUUUUGUUUGGAUUUGUUAUUCGUAAAUUCAACGUUGAAGUGUUGUAUUCUCUGUCGGAUAUAGCUCGUUUGUAACUCAGUGAGUAAAUACUGCCUAGUCAACGUUCAAGCUUUCCGCUCAAAUUUCAGUCGGUUCAGUGUCUAACCUAAAAGCAGCAGAGAUGCCCAAAUACUACUGCGAUUACUGUGAUACCUACCUGACGCACGAUUCUCCAAGCGUGCGGAAAACGCACUGCACGGGCCGUAAACACAAAGACAACGUCAAAUUCUACUACCAGAAGUGGAUGGAAGAACAGGCCCAACAUCUGAUAGACGCUACGACAGCAGCCUUCAAGGCGGGUAAAAUCGCGAACAAUCCAUUUGCGCAGCCCGGGAAGGGUGUGGCCAUCCCUCCGCCGGCGCAGCUCGUGGGACAGAGACCCGGUGGCCCAGGGGGGCCUGGAAUGAUGCCGCCUGGACCUAUGGGACCAGGUGGUCCAAUGCCCCCAAUGAUGAUGGGUCCUCAUGGACCUGUGCCGGCUCCAAUGAUGGGAAUGAGGCCUCCAAUGAUGGGUAUGAUGCCUGUGGGUCCCAUGGGACCUAUGGGGCCUUUACGACCGCCUAUGGGACCCCCUAUGAAGAACUAGGAUUUUCUAUGAAAUUUUAUAUGUUGUAUACAUUUUUGUGUAUAUUGUAUGUUUGAUAUGUCAGGUGAUAGUGUAUUUUAAUUUAAGUAAAAUAAAUAUUUUGUAAGAAUACUUUUUU